Molecule: messenger RNA, 1332 nt
Organism: Dermacentor albipictus
Lineage: Eukaryota; Metazoa; Arthropoda; Arachnida; Ixodida; Ixodidae
Source: RefSeq, a predicted model, not a curated record
AUGCACUUCGACGUCACUUACGACCCCCAGCGCUCAUUCGGCACACGCCUCGAGAACGGCACGUUCACCGGUGUCAUUGGACUCCUUCAGAGAGGGGAGGCGGACCUGGCCGCUUGCCCGGUGUUCUUGCUAUCCGACCGCGCAGAGGUGGUGAACUACGCACCGGUCACAUACACCAGCAACUGCGCGAUCAUCGCUGUUGCAGGAGAGCCUUCUGUGAACGCGUUCGGGUACCUAUGUGUCUUCGACUGGCAGGCAUGGGCCCUUAUUAUCGCCUCGGUUCCGCUGAUGUCCGCGGCUCUUGCACUCAUCGAAAAGCGGAGGCCUCGAAGUGGGAACGGCUUCGCCCUGGAGGCCUACGACAACAUCUGGGACAUCCUAUCCUCCUUCGCCUACAAAGGACAUACGGCAAACACAGAGAGCUACGCUGGCCGGGUACUGCUGUCGUUCUGGUGGCUCAUAGUGCUGGUGCUCACAAACGAAUUCGCCGGUAACCUCAUGGCCAGCAUUGCCAUAAAGAGCGAGCCGCCAAGAUUCCGUUCGGUGGAAGACAUCGCGUACCAGACAUCCAUACGACCACUCAUCUGGAAGGACACAGGGUUUGAUACAUACGUGCGGACGUCGCCAAGACCAUUGCUUCGCGCACUGACCAAGCUGGCGACUCGCACAAGUGGAUUCGUGACCCUGUCAGAACUGUACUCCGAAUCUUCUCUGGAGCAGCUGUACAGCGGCAGCGCUGUCUUGAUCAACGACCGAGAUGGGAGCAUGACCACCCUGGCCACGAAAUGUCGGCUCACCGGUGGGAGGUUGUACGUGGCGCCCGAGUACCUGUUCACGAUUUUCAGCACCGUCGCGUACUCCAAGCGGUUGCCGGCCGACCUGCAGGAGAGGAUUCAAGCAAAGUACGCUUUCAGGCCAAGCUGUCGGCUCUCUGACAUUCUCCUCUGGCACACCGCACGUUGGUACGACGAGGGGGUGAAGGCGUGGCAUUUCUGCCAGGACAUGCAGCGGUCCGGUGCCUCCAAAGCCGGCGUGCUGUCCUUCGAGGAACUGAGCUACGACGACAUGGCGGCCAUAUUCGUCCUGUGGGGCAUCAUGGUGGCCUUCUCUCUCGUCGUCUUCGUGCUAGAGACGUGCUUUCACAAGAUGGGGACCGAGCACUACUGCAGGUUCCCGCGCAUCAAGUACCCAAGGUUUCCACACAAGCAAUUCACUAGAUGGCAGAGCAAGCGGUUGGGAAGCAAGCAUGGCGAGCUGCAGCCGCUCGCUCAGCCUUUCACGUUGUCGGGGGCCCGCAGAGGCCCGUCGCCGGAGCCCUUCACCGACAGGUAA